Diprion similis is the source of this 3003-nucleotide messenger RNA. RefSeq names its product glycerophosphocholine phosphodiesterase GPCPD1-like. The record is from RefSeq and is a predicted model, not a curated record. Gene Ontology annotation, molecular function: starch binding; glycerophosphocholine phosphodiesterase activity. The transcript is spliced from 14 exons. Lineage: Eukaryota; Metazoa; Arthropoda; Insecta; Hymenoptera; Diprionidae. Bases 334 to 2619 code for a protein of 761 amino acids. Gene Ontology annotation, biological process: glycerophospholipid catabolic process.
GCUGAUGAGUUGGUCAAAGAAUUCUCGAAUAUAUUCGCUCCUUCGUAGUUUUAAAAACAUCAGUGGACUUGGCGUAAAGCGGAAGUGAGAGCUCGAAUUGUGCGAAAACAAGUGAAGGUGACUGAUUCUUGCUGAGAGCGAUGGCUUGUUCAGGAAAACGUGUAAACCCGCUGGCUUGGGUUUCGACUAAAUAAACAAGGUGAACUGAAACGAAAUUAAUCUCUUCUGUGAAAAAAGAAAGAAGAAGAUCGGGAGAUAAGGCGUCUUUGGAAGCCGAAGAGUGCAGAGGAAAGUGAACAAGAGGUUGACGCCGAAGACUCUGAAACAAUCGCGAUGAAGGGUGCAAAGCGAGAUUGGAUCUUCAGGGUGCAGGUGCCGAACCUUGAAAAAAAUGAAUUGGUCUACGUCGUUGGUAAUCUGCCGGAACUGGGUGCCUGGAAUCAUAAUCAAGCGAUUCAACUACCCAGAGAGUUAACGGCUGGUGACGCUGCUAUGUUUGAUACAAAUAACGGUUCCUACCAUAUUGGACACGGAGCCGAGCAUGAAAGCAUCGCCGAGAGCAUGUUUGGUAACGGAGAUGAUGAAGCUCCAGUCUAUUCUCAAACUGUUUGUCUGCCGACUGACGUCGAUGUGGAGUUUCGUUACUUCAUAGCUGUUAUAUGCCAACCAAACGGCACUAAGAAUUCUGCUAAAACUUUGAUCAUACGGAAAUGGGAAACCCACAUAACUCCUAGACUGAUUAAAAAAAAUGCACCGAGCAACUUUUCCGGUGACAUGAACAUUACUCCAGACAAAUUUGGAUACAACAAUGGGUAUUUCAAAGUUGAGAGAGGCUGGCUCACUGAUGAGACUGUCAUUCAGUUCAAGAUCUUCAAUAGUCCUCUUAAAUUAUGGAAAGAACGGUUACACAACAAGAAAGUUUACAUCAAGAUGACUCCAGUGAACCUAAUGAAACACAAUUCAUUGGAGCUUCAGCAGUUGGGCGGAGACUGUGUCGAAGACAGUCUCUCUAUGGACACACAAGAUAUCGUUGACCAGCCGCCAAUCAGCGUUACUGAAAUUUGCGUUUUGAACGAUGAAGACGUGUGCUUUAAGUACCAGGAUCAGUUUGGUCACGCUUACCGCGAUGAGGAAUUCAUUGUCUUCAAUGUGGCUGUCAGAUAUCCUGAAACAAUCGCAUACCUUGUCGACUACUAUGUGUACAGUUCAAGGACUUUCCCUGGGGAGCCACCAAAUCACAUUGGCUUCAGCUACAUCUUGCCUAGCACCGUUCAAGCCAGCGUUGGACUUCUCACUGUACCGAUUACCAGCAACAAGCAUAGGCCUAUUGGUCAGCUAACCAUCGAGUAUGUGCGCAUAAACCCAAUACCUGAUUAUCCGUGGGACAUGAGUAUUUCAUACGCAAAACACUGGGAGCAAAGGUGGUCAGGGCUUGACGUUGGGCACAGAGGACUCGGUACUUCGUUUAAGUUUGAAAUGAAAAACUGUGCAAAUGUCAGAGAGAACACCAUUGCGUCCUUGAAAACUGCGGCUGAUCAUGGUGCCGAUAUGGUCGAAUUUGACGUUCAGCUAUCAAAAGACCUCAUUCCAGUAAUCUAUCAUGAUUUUUACGUAUCCAUAUCUCUCAAACGUAAAAAGCAGAUUGAAGCAAUGGAUAUGCUUGAAAUACCUGUCAAGGAUCUCACCUUGGAACAGUUGCACCUCUUGAAGGUUUAUCAUCUUGCCGAAGGAAGGGAAAAGAACCCAAGAUUUUUCGACGAGGAUUUAGAGGAUCAUCAACCCUUCCCCACCCUGAAAUCGGUUUUUCAAGAGCUAGAACCUCAUGUUGGAUGUAAUGUCGAAAUUAAGUGGACCAUGCAGCUGAAGGAUGGCACAUUCGAGCUAAAUCAUCCAUUUGACCUAAAUCUGUAUCUAGACAUAAUAAUCAAGGUGGUUUUGGAGCACGGUGAAAACAGAAAGAUAGUAUUCUCAAGUUUCAAUCCAGACAUAUGUAUGAUGAUUAGACUGAAGCAAAACAAAUACCCUGUAGUGUUUCUCACUCAAGGUAUCACUUUGAAAUACCCAACUUACCACGAUCUCAGGUGUCAAACAAUACCCAUGGCAAUGAGACAUGCACUAGCGGCGGAUAUACUUGGGAUAAAUGUACACACCGAAGAUAUUCUAAGGGAUCCUUCACAAGUUAAACUAGUCAAAGAUGCUGGCCUAAUUAUAUUCUGCUGGGGUGAUGACAAUAAUGAUAAAGAAACCAUCCAGAAUCUGAAAAAACUUGGUCUACACGCUGUUAUUUACGACAAGAUUGAUGAAUACAACCAAAAGGAAGUCAAGGAGAGUAUCUUCUUGGUAGAUGCAAGGGAAAGUGAAAAGGCACUAAUUGCAUUAGCCCAUUGCAGUCAGACUUGUGGUCCUCCACAACUACCACCAGCAUCUGCACCAAACUCCACUGAAAAGGGCUAUUUCCUGGAAUUGGAGAAGUCUAGAAAUUUAGCAGUAACUGCGUCGACAGCGACCUCGCUGGGUUCGCUUGCUAAGAAUAGUCUUGGCGGAGACAGUGUUUAUCCGAUAAAAAAUUUCACUGUGAAUGAUUGCAGUGACGACGAUGCUGCAACGGAUUGUCUUUGAUGCUUCUGUUUUGGAAAAACAUUCGCGUCGUCAUUUUUAUCACGAUUAGUUAGAACGCCGUCCGCUGAAGGCACGCGCGAAAAUUACACUAAUAAAUUUUUUUAACUAUACUUUUAUAGAUUUACGAAAUGAUUUUUAGUGAUGAUGACGUUCAUACAACUAUUGAGUACUGGAUGUCAACGAUGCUCAAGAGUAUCUUUUGGGCGUUAAUUUGUACGAAACAGUAAAAGUCUUUUAUUGCUUUCGAUUCAUCUUCUAUUUCCUAAUAUUUUUUUUAUUUUGUUUGGAUGUUAUUAUUUUUACAAUGUCAUACUCUUUGUUCGAUUUGAGACAUAUAGCCUCUAAAUACUCCCACUGGGCUCACUGACCACAAGGAUGUAAUAU